AUGGCGCGCAAAACACGAGCACUUGUGUAUAUGCAGUGCCGAUAGAUGUACGAGGCCUACACCGACAUGUGGAUGGUAUAUAACAUGGCCUUCAUCUACACGAUGGCGAGUCUGAUCACAGACGAUGUGGCAACAAGCUUGGCACGCCGAGACGUGACAAACCUCUUCAGCCCCCAAGACUGCAUCAACUUUCUUCGCUUCACGCAACCGCAGAUCAUGCUGAUGCUGGAUCUUCUCCUGAUCCCUGCGUUCAUCCGGACCGACUGUGGGUUUAUCGUGAGUGGGCGAGAGGCUCUUUGCGUGCUGCUGUAUCGCCUCGCGUUUCCAUGCCGUCUAAAAGACAUGCGCUUGGGUUUCGGGCUGAGCGAGUCCUGCAUCUGCGAAACGUUCAAUUGGAUGCUGCACUUCCUCGACUUCAAAUGGGGCUGGCUGCUCUNAAAAGACAUGCGCUUGAUUUUCGGGCUGAGCGAGUCCUGCAUCUGCGAAACGUUUAUUAAAUGGAUGCUGCACGUCCUCGACUUCAAGUGGGACUGGCUGCUCUCUGUUGACGGGGAGCGACUGAAGCCGAGGUUGGUGGAGUUCGCCGAAGCCAUAUACAACGCCGGUUGCCCUCUAACACACUGCUGGGGCUUCAUCGAUGGAACCGUCCGCGGCAUUGCGAGGCCCGUUCGCUUCCAACGGUGGUACUACAAUGGCCACAAGAGGAAGCAUGCGAUCACGUUUCAAGGCGUGGUUACCCCUGACGGUCUGGACUGGUGCAAAAGCUGGCAGCACACGUUAGCAGCCCCGUACUGCCUGUAUGGAGACCCGGCAUACGGCUUAAGCGAUCACCUCGUUUGCCCUUUCAGUGCCGCAUCCUACGGCCCGCUUACCCCCGAGAUGGUCGACUUCAUCCAGCGCAUGAGCCACUGCAGGGUAACCGUGGAGUGGGGCUUCAAGGAGAUGACUAGCAAGUGGGCGUUUGUAGAUUCUCGCUCUCAAUCGGAAACUUCGCUCUCAAUCGUGCGAAAACCCUGUUGUUCCUGA
Ectocarpus sp. CCAP 1310/34 is the source of this 1026-nucleotide messenger RNA. The record is from the annotation of a GenBank genome assembly. NCBI's taxonomy places the organism in Eukaryota, Phaeophyceae, Ectocarpales, Ectocarpaceae.